Messenger RNA from Marmota flaviventris (yellow-bellied marmot), 567 nucleotides. It is a transcript of the gene Il25, whose product is annotated as interleukin 25. The record is from RefSeq and is a predicted model, not a curated record. Gene Ontology annotation, cellular component: extracellular region. Gene Ontology annotation, molecular function: cytokine activity. NCBI's taxonomy places the organism in Eukaryota, Metazoa, Chordata, Mammalia, Rodentia, Sciuridae.
AUGAGGCCUUUGAAGGAAAGGCCAAGAUUAGGUGAGAGCAGUUCUCACACUGGCUUUUUUCUCCAGGUGGUCGCAUUCUUGGCUAUGAUGCUGGGAACCCACACCCUUAGUUUUCGACUCCGGAAGGACUGCAGCCACUGGCCCAGCUGUGGUCCCAGCAAAGGGCAGGAUCUCUCUGAGGACUUGUUGCAGGGGCCAACUGUGUUCAUGUCUCCCCCGGAGCCUGAGAGCCUUGCCCAGCACCCAGAAUCCUGCAGGGCCAGUGAAGACGGACCCCUCAAUAGCAGGGCCAUCUCCCCCUGGAGAUAUGAGUUGGACAGGGACUUGAACCGGCUCCCCCAGGAUCUGUAUCACGCCCGUUGCCUGUGUCCACACUGCGUCAGCCUACAGACAGGCUCUCACAUGGACCCUCUGGGCAACUCGGAGCUGCUCUACCACAACCAGACCGUCUUCUACCGGCGUCCAUGCCAUGGUGAAAGGGGCACCCACCAUGGCUACUGCCUGGAGCGUAGGCUCUACCGCGUCUCCUUGGCUUGUGUGUGUGUACGGCCCCGUGUGAUGGCCUAG